AUGGCGAACCCAGCGCUGUGGGCACUGGUUUUCAUAAUUCAAGUGCCGCUCGUAAUGCUGAUCAUUUUCGCGACUCGAGUAUGGCGCAGGCAUCGCCGUUCCGUAUUCGAAGAAUUCUAUCCUCAAUUUCGCAGGCCCGACAUUGAAGCGGUUCGACCCCAGAGAGUCCGACCGGUGAUAACUAGCGAGGAUGUCGAUCGUCGAUUCCCUAUAGUCGGCUAUAGUGUCUGGAAGAGCGCCCACGAAACCCCGAGCCAGGGGAGCGCAGACCGUCCUUCCACGUCACUAGAGCCAACCACGCCUCGCGACUCCAGUCAUCAAGUACCCCCAAACAAACAAACACCAACUGAACACGACAACCAGAACGGGGGCCCUUCCUCCUCCGAAGAUUCGUAUUCCGUAUGUGCCAUCUGCGUCGACCAAUUCGACUCCAACGACGAGGUCCGACCUUUAACAUGCGGACACAUUUUCCAUCCCGCUUGCAUUGACAUGUGGCUGACCAAGCGACAAGCCUGCUGUCCCUUGUGCAAGACGGUCUACACCGGCGUCGGAGCGAGCCCGGAGUCAAACAUAGACGACGAGCCCGAGGCGUCCACCAUGCCCGAACCCCCUGCGGUAGCGGUGGUGCGCGAGGAAAGAGUUCCCCGAGAAUCCUGA
Messenger RNA from Aspergillus affinis, 657 nucleotides. RefSeq names its product E3 ubiquitin-protein ligase RNF103. The transcript is spliced from 2 exons. The record is from RefSeq and is a predicted model, not a curated record. NCBI's taxonomy places the organism in Eukaryota, Fungi, Ascomycota, Eurotiomycetes, Eurotiales, Aspergillaceae. Gene Ontology annotation, molecular function: ubiquitin protein ligase activity. Gene Ontology annotation, biological process: protein ubiquitination. Bases 1 to 657 code for a protein of 218 amino acids.